AUGUGGGGGGCAGUCUCACGGACAUUACGCCCUCCUCUUCCUGAUUCUCGGAAGUUACGCUGGAUUCGCACAUUUCAAAUUUCAUAUUUCGACUUAUCGCGUCGUCAUUUUCACGUAUCCUGCGCGAUUCUGUCUGAAAAGCGCCGUAACUUUGUGGACAGCUCAGAAGCAGCAUUGACCCAGCAACUACAGGAUUAUCUGAAGCUCGCAGACGAUAAGGAGCAUGUGAUGUAUUCAAAUCGGCAACUUCCAGCUGUACAAGCAGAAAUUCCAAUAAAUGGCGUCAUUAUAAGCAUGCAGAAUGGGCUAGCACGCGUCUCAGGUCUGCGUCAUGCCACUAUUGGCAGUAUUGUAGACGUCACAGACAAGUCAGGUCGAUCGCUUAGCCAAGGACUUGUUCUUUUCAUGGAAAGGAAAAUAGUCCACGUGGCUUUACUCAGUACUAGCAGCAUACCUGUACGUACAGGUAUGGACGUGACGCUACAGCGUGAGCAGCUUGAGAUAUCCGGCAGUGUCGCGGCCUUUGCUGGUGCUGUCGUAAAUCCUUUGGGGCGACUUGUACAUUUUCAGGGAGAGGAAGAACAAAUACAAAAAUCAGCAAAUGAUCGGAUCAAAGUCACGUGGGGGGCACAGAGUGUACCUGGAGUCAUGGCACGGGCUCCACUGCGCACGCCGUUCGAGACAAGUCUGCUGGCUAUUGACUGCUUGCAUCCAAUGGCGUACGGACAUCGUUUUGGCGUGCUGGGACCGAAAAAAUCGGGCAAAACGCGUGUAGCUUUGGAGAUGAUUGCUCACCAAGUGGCCAGAGCUGAAAAGAUUGGAGAACAACCACCUCAGAUUAUAUAUGUAUGUGUCGGCAAGAGUACAUCGAGGAUUCAUCAGAUUCGGGAGGCGCUGCGGAUGACAGGAUCAUUGUCAUACACAACAAUCAUUGCAGCCAGCGACCAGGAUUCUCCUGUUUUGCAAUACUUGGCACCGUUCACUGGCUGUGCUGUGGGAGAGUAUCUUAUGUAUAAUGGCAAGUCACCGAGAAGUGUUGUCGUGUACGAUGACCUGGCGACACAUACGAUGGUAGUUGAAGGCUUGGUUCAGUCCUUGAAUCUACCACGUGCCGCUCACAUGGGCCUUAGUGCUCAUGCUGUAUUGAUGGAACGCUCGGCUCAGUUUAAAGGUGCAAUCAAGAUGACGGAUGGCCCAUCGCUUACGUCGAUCGUGCUUGUCGAUGCUCCUGAUAGCAUGGAGAUUCCAUCAGAGCUCCAAGAACGUGUUACAUCAUAUGUUGAUGACUGUGUCAAUCUUGAAUUAUCACUUGCGCGCAAUCGUAUUUUUCCACCUGUCAACGUGUUGGCACCAGGUGCAUCCGUGCGAGGUCCGCCAUUUCAAUCAGCUACACGCUGGACGUUUAUAAGCCGUCUGCGCGCAAGGAUAAACGCGGCUGCACAGGUGAAAGAGAAUGUUGAAGUUUCUCGUAAAUUGGGAUUUGAGAUUGAACCUGAGGAUGCUGAGACGCUCGAAUUUCUAGAGCUUGUUCAGCAAUUUUUUACUCAACGGCCUUCAUUGUCAAUAGCGACGCCAGAGUUGAAAGACACGAUGCCGUCAGAGCUAAAGAUUGAUCUCGGUGCCUUUUUUCUGACAUUUGUCGACGUAGCUCAACUUUUUGGUGGAACUAGCGCCGAGAAUUUCUCGUUCAACUUGUGGAAGUAUCUGCAAGAUAUUGUUGAUAUACUUUCUCGACAAGAGAAUGCAGAUAUUUUCCAUCAACUCACGACUCAUUCACGCACGAAAGCAUGGUCGCUUGAACUUCAAGAUAUUGUAGCUAUGGUGCUUAUUGAAGAACUUGAGGCCACCAAGCAGCGCCAAACGCAUACGUACAAAAAAGAGAAAGCUCAGCACCAGUAA
Molecule: messenger RNA, 1899 nt
Organism: Plasmopara halstedii
Lineage: Eukaryota; Oomycota; Peronosporomycetes; Peronosporales; Peronosporaceae
Product: f0f1 atp synthase subunit alpha
Exons: 1
Coding region: 1-1899 (632 amino acids)
Biological process (GO): proton motive force-driven ATP synthesis
Molecular function (GO): ADP binding; ATP binding; proton-transporting ATP synthase activity, rotational mechanism
Source: RefSeq, a predicted model, not a curated record